GGUCCUCAAGAUAAGUUUAUAAUAAAGUCCUGACCUCAGGUAGAGAAAGCUAAAGGAAUAUUGUCUCAGGAAUUCAGAGUAAGGCUGUAGCUGUGCAGGGUCCUGUUAGGGUGCCGGCUGCAGCAUCAAGGUCUCAGUGUGCAUUACAGCAAGAAUGUUAUUGAAUUAUUGGAGGAAGUUGAAGCAGGGUCACCUGAAGGGCUUAAAGGGACGAAUUACAGAAGCAUGGCAUGUUAACGAGUGCAGGACGUUGAAACGCGAACACGCCAAGUUGGUUCCAAGCAACGAGGCAAAAACCUCAAUCUAAACAUGAGUUUGGAGGCAAAGGGUGGAUCAUCGUCGACUUCUGCCAAUGCAGGACAGACAGAACUGGAGCAAAAAAGAUCUCUACCACCUGUUGUGUUGGCCAAGAUUGAGCGGAACCGACAGAGAGCGCUGAUCCUGCGGCAGGCCAGGCUGGCUAGCAGACCCUACCCUUCUGUUGAUGCAGGUGGCACUGUUGCAAAGUUUGCACCCAAAGUAACAGAUACGGGAGGAGGGUUCUUUCUGGAGGAGGAGGAGGAAGAACUUCCUGAAGUGAAUAAAGUUGUACAUCAACCAGGACCUGUCUUGGAAUUUGAUUACUUAUUAUGUGAAGAAUGCGGCAAAGAAUUCAUGGACUCUUAUCUCAGUAGUCACUUUGAUCUACCUGUCUGUGAUAAUUGCAGAGAUAGUGAAGAGAAACACAAACUAAUUACCCGUACAGAUGCAAAGCAGGAAUUUCUGCUUAAAGACUGUGACUUGGAUAAGCGGACACCUGUACUCAAGUACAUACUGAAGAAAAAUCCACAUAAUACCAAUUGGGGCAAUAUGAAACUUUAUGUAAGGCUGCAGAUAAUAAAACGUUCCCUUGAAGUAUGGGGCAGUGAGGAAGCUCUGCAAGAAGCAAAAGAAGAACGGCAAGAGAAUAGAGAAAAGAGCAAACAAAAGAAAUUCGACAAAAAAGUCAAAGACCUUCGUCGAGCUGUGAGAAGCAGCCUGUGGAAAAAGGAAUCAACUCUUCACCAGCAUGAGUAUGGCCCUGAAGAGGAACACGAGGAGGAGGAUAUGUACAAGAAGACAUGUACCACAUGUGGCCAUCAGUUAGUCUAUGAAAAAAUGUAACUGAUAUAACUUUAUGCUUCCAUAUGUUAUGUAAUGAUUUGGCACUUCAAUAAUUGUAUAGGUUGAUUUUCUUUUAAUAAAUUGAGCAUUUUUGUA
Hemiscyllium ocellatum (epaulette shark) is the source of this 1239-nucleotide messenger RNA. RefSeq names its product xeroderma pigmentosum, complementation group A (gene xpa). Gene Ontology annotation, molecular function: damaged DNA binding. The coding region runs from base 310 to 1143 and encodes 277 amino acids. The record is from RefSeq and is a predicted model, not a curated record. Lineage: Eukaryota; Metazoa; Chordata; Chondrichthyes; Orectolobiformes; Hemiscylliidae. Gene Ontology annotation, biological process: nucleotide-excision repair, DNA damage recognition; nucleotide-excision repair involved in interstrand cross-link repair; base-excision repair. Gene Ontology annotation, cellular component: nucleotide-excision repair factor 1 complex. The transcript has 7 exons.